UCGCAGUGUAAACAGGGCCCUCCCCUCUCGGCCCGGCGGCUCGUACUUCCCUCCCGGGACGCCCGCUCCUGCGGUCCCUCCGGUCCGUCCGUCUCCACCCCAUCCUUCUCCACUCCCCGCUUUCAGUUUUCUUUUUCCCCAUCGCAGCCCCUACCCCCAAGAAUCUUGAAUUCCUGAAAAUCGGAAGGGAUCUGGGAAGUGGCCUUCGCGAAGGCCGAGGCCAGGCCCUGCGUGGCCUGGCAUCGAGAUGUCUGGCCGCCCCUCGCCAGCUCCUCUCCCGGGCCUCAUCCCUUUGCCCUUGCCUCUCUCCAAGCCAGCCUACUCUGAUUUCCCCGGGGAACCCGCCGAGUGUCGCCUGGGGAAAUUAAUUCGGCUAGGGUUUGGGGGCUGGGAAUCGGUCUUGGGGGUUGCUGAGGAGGCCUGCGGAGGGCAGGGGGAGCCAGCUGUAUCAGAGGCAGUGGGAGCGGGACAUUUGUGCCAGCUGACAAGGUGUGCAUGUGGCCCUCCGGUGGGCCGUGCGGUAGCAUGUGACUUCUCUGAGUAGGUGUCUUUGUAUGUCUGAGAUCCGCGAGUGUGUGGGACUGCCCGUGGCAGCUACAUGUGUGCAUGAGGAGAGGAGAUGUUCUGGAGCCAUGUUGCUGCUUUGUGAGUGCUGAGCGGCUCCGCUGUGAUCCUGUGCUGGAGAGAGCGCCAGGAUGCCAGACACCAGCCAUGUGGCUCCAGGACCUGAAGGAGAAAAAGGAGAAGGUGGAGGAGAAGGCGAGCCGGAAAGAGCGAAAGAAAGAAGUGGUGGAGGCUCCUCCCAGGUCCUUCAGCCAGCCUGACACCACUCCUUUUCCUGAUCCCCACAGGAAGAGGAGAAUGGAGCUGAGGAGGAAGAGGAAGAAACUGCUGAGGAUGGAGAGGAGGAGGAUGAAGGGGAUGAAGAAGAUGAGGAAGAAGAAGAGGAGGAUGACGAAGGGCCCGCGCUGAAGAGAGCUGCUGAAGAGGAGGAUGAAGCAGAUCCGAAGCGGCAGAAGACAGAAAAUGGGGCAUCGGCAUGAGCCCCCCACCAAGGGGCUGGGGUGGGAUGCCCUUGGGGUUUGGAGGUGGGGGUGGGACAGACCAGCAUAGCCGCCCUUCACCUGGCUUCUUGCUCUGGGCCCUGCCCCACAGCUGCCACCCUCUUCUUUCUCCCAGCCCUGUUUCUGCCCUCCAGACACUGCCCCACCCUCACUGCCAUCCAUCCACCUCCAGGGCCCCAGCCUUCCCAGUCGCCCUUUCCUUGCUUUCUUCUCUGCCCACUCCGCCCACUGCCCCUGUCCUGGGGAAACCUCUCCCCUCUGCCCCUGCACCUCCUGCCUCACAUCCUGUUCCUUCCUCUCCUGCCUGAUCCUGGGUCUCCCUCAGAUCCCUUCUCAGACAGCGCCAGGCCGGGGUAGGGCCGGGGUUGGGGCCAAGCCCCGCAGCUGCCCCCCUCCCCUCCCCUUUUUGUAUAAUUUAAUAAAGAAAUGGUCGCGC
Messenger RNA from Fukomys damarensis (Damara mole-rat), 1500 nucleotides. RefSeq names its product parathymosin (gene Ptms). The transcript is spliced from 5 exons. The record is from RefSeq and is a predicted model, not a curated record. Lineage: Eukaryota; Metazoa; Chordata; Mammalia; Rodentia; Bathyergidae. Bases 607 to 972 code for a protein of 121 amino acids.